Xyrichtys novacula (pearly razorfish) is the source of this 14223-nucleotide messenger RNA. Lineage: Eukaryota; Metazoa; Chordata; Actinopteri; Labriformes; Labridae. The record is from the annotation of a GenBank genome assembly.
GAUCUUUGUUGCGGAGUGAAAUGGGCGGAGCCAAAUGUGAGCAUAAUCAAGAUGGCCACCUUCACUGAAAGGUAAGACAAAGCAGGUCCACUCUUUCAUCGUAAAUUAAUAUUUUUUUUGAAGCGUUAUCAGUGCGUGAGUGGGUCGAGAUUAUUGUUGUGGUGGCACACUUAAUAAACCGAGCAAUUAGACUUCUUGUUUUGGGAUUAAUCGACCACCAGACCAGGAAGAAUCAUACUGGAAAAGUCCAGAUCCACUCAAUUGAAUUAGCGGCUUGACAGUCUGCCUGUGAUCAGCGAGGUUAGCAAGGUCUCCUCAUCCACAGGGGGAAUUUACCAUGACACAUCUGUCAGACAACAGGACGUAACCCCGCCUGUCAAAACUGAAGCAUUAGGUUUAUAAAAGGAGUAAUUCAUGCCUGUUAUCUCACACUCUUUCACAUUUCCAGUGAAAUGCUACCCAAAUUUAGCCCGCCGCAUUAGCUGAGAAGUUAGCCGACUAAUGCUAUCUUUUGGCAUCGAUUCAAGCGGAUCACAUCACCCGGCGGUGACAUAACUUCAAAUAACGGAAAUAAGUAUUUACGUUCAGACUCAGUGCGUGGCAGAAGGUGAAGGUUUCACCCGUGUAAAUAACAUGGUUGUGUGUAGCUCAGUGUGUAGCUGCAGCAGGAUGAGGAAACGGGAAAUUGUGUCGCUGCUGCUUGUCUUUGGUUUGUCCUCUCACCGGUUUUCACCACCACAGACCGACCAAAGUCCGCUUUGUACAUGUUUAACUCCAGUUUGCUCUCUGUAUUUUCACCCAGGUCCUCCCUGUUACCUUUGAUAUACGACUAAAAUCAAAUAGCAGAAUACUAACAUUAGCUUUGAGCAUCUAAUCUCAUGUUGUUUCUUUUGUUUCUCUUUAGGAUGGCUCCUGUCUUGGUGCUCUGGCUGGCUGUUUGCCUCAGUGGGUCAUGGGCAGUGGAUAAAGGCAACUUUAAGACCUGUGACCAGAGUGCCUUCUGCAAGUGAGUAUAAAAAGGGACAUGGUACAAUGACUACGAGUCCUGUCUUUUAACCCAUCUCCACAAGUAAGAAUCCUGGGUGUCAUUUUUGACUCUGAGCUGACUUUUAGUCCACACAUUAAGAACAUAACAAAAAUAGGUUUUUAUCACCUAAAGAACAUCGCCAGAGUCUGCCCCGUUCUCUCUUGGGCCAACACAGAGACACUAAUGCAUGCUUUUAUCACUUAUCGUAUAGACUAUUGUAAUGCCCUGCUUUCUGGUCCUCCCAAAAAUGAUAUUUCAGGUCUACAGUAGGCAAGCCCAAAUUACACCGGUUUUAGAAUCAUUACGUUGGGUUCCUUUUACUUGUUUUUAAAUGUCUUAAUGGUCUUGGGCCUUCUUAUCGUUCAGGACUGCUUUUACACUUUAUAAAUAAAGUUUGAUUGAUUGAUUUACUCUAGGCUGGUUUUAUAAAGAAUAGCAAACCAUUUUCAAUGAAUCACUGAUGUCCACUUCACUUAAAACAGGCGCCAGCGAGCGUUGAAGCCCGGUGAGUCUCCAUAUCGAGCCCUGCUGGAGACUAUGGAGCUGACCAAUUCUAGGCUCACCCUGCAGCUCAUCAAUGACAACAACAAGGUAAAUCAGGCACAGAGAAACGGCUCAAAAAUGGGGAAAUUUACAGGGACUGAUGUCUUCACCUGUCUCCCCCUUUUCUCACGCCUCUUCUUCCAUCUCAGGUGCGUUUGCUGCUGGAGCUUUACCGUCUCCAGGGGAACAUGACAAGGGUGAAGAUAAAUGAGCUGAAGCCGCUGAAGCCUCGCUAUGAGGUCCCAGACGUGCUCAUCAGGGAGCCACCUACGGAGCCGUAAGUUUCCCAAGGGUACCAAUGACUGUGUGGUGCAACUGGUUGGGUGGGUGUAGGUUUUGAUACAGCAAAGCAGUCUUUACUUUUUCUAUGUGUAUUCUUUCCAAAAUGUCAGGGUUUGAUUCUUGAUCUCUUCUUCCCUUCCUCUCUACCUCAGGUUGUCCCUCCUGUCUCAGGACGAGAACGGCGUGGUGCUGUCCCUGGGGGCCGAGUCUCAGAGGGUCAUUGUCAGUGCCCGGCCCUUUAGAUUGGACAUCAUGGAAGGCCGAGAAGUGCUGAUGUCGCUGAACUCUCGCGGCCUGCUGGCCUUUGAGCACCUGAGGAUGCGCAAGGACACGUGAGAAACCACGCAUGCACACACACAUUUAAAAAAUGCCAGCCCUCUCUUUUUAAUUCACAUCCUCACUCAGUGGAUGAUUUCUGUUUUUGUUCCCAUGAAAUGGUUUGUUUUUUGAGUACUGUCUCUGACUCGUUGUUCUGUCCUCUUCUCCCUAUCAUCCUAGUUUCUCCUAUAAAGUAACUAGCACAGUGGCUAGCGUGUGGGAUAAUGUCAAGAGGGUAUUCUCUAGGUAAAGACUCUUAAGAUUCGUAAGUGUGUAUUCUGUCCCUUGUGCUAAUGCUGCCAGUAGUGACAAAGAUGUAGGGACUCCCAUCACACAGAGUACAAUAUUUACCCUCAAAUAAAUGUGAGUGUGAGAGAGGAGUGUGGGUGAGUUUGUGCAUGCUGGUGUUUAAUUGAAUCCAGAUUGGAGGGGUCAGUAAAGCCCUUUAUCAUCCUCAUUCUGUUGAAGGAUCAUUUAAACAAUAAGCCACAGCCUCUAGUGCAGUAUGUUGAUUUUUUUGUCUUAUUUCAUGAAACAAAGAAAAAUCAUCCUGAUCAAAAAAAAAAACUAAACCUGAAUGAUGUGGGUUCACCUGUCUCUACCGGUGAUUUAACUCUGCUCUGCUCUCUGGUCAGAUUGGUGUCCUUUUAACUUAAUCAAGCACUUAGAGUAUUUAGUCUGUCACUCCAGCAGAUCUAACGCUGUGCCUGCAUGACUAAACAUGUAUGUCAACCAGUUUAUAUGAACAGAGAUUAUUUCUUACCGCUAAAGUGGAAAAACAGAGCUGAUCACAGCAGCCGUGGAGCAGGUGUAGAUUGAAGACAAAAGCUCAACUUCUCUGUAGUAACACGUGUGUUUAGUCUGUGUCACACCACCGUUUGUUUUUCCUACCACUAGUUUCUUUUCUGCCGUUUGUUCUAAAGUGUAAAGCUGUGAUUUCAGUAUUGUAGACAAACGGCUCAUGUAAGUUACGGUUAGGUUCCACAUCUCUGUCUUUGUAGUUCUACUCUGGCACUAGCAUUAAUUGUAAUUAAUUCAAGCUAAAUUUUAAGUUGAGUGGAAUAGGAGUCUCAGCCUAUAGACUGAGUUAAUGACUUAGCCCAAUAAAACGCUGUGUGAGUCUCCGAACUGUGAACACUGUUUGAAAACUGAUGUUAAAAAAUAAACUUGACGUCUUUCCACACUGAAAAAAAACAGGUCCUGGGUAGUGCUACUGUAUUUGUUGAAGGACAGGCCUCAGAAGGAGAGGUUCCUCGUAUGAAGUCACCCGAGUCAUUGACGUUUAUGGUUGACACUAUUAAGUCAGAGAACAAGCAAAAACAACAUAUGCCCUUAACAAUCCUCUGUACGCUACUCUUCAUUACAGCUCAGAGCUAGUGGGUAGGGCUGGGCGAUAAAGCGAUAAGGAUGUACAUCGAAAAUUAAUUUCCCUCAAUAUCAACAUGAAACGUGGUCAACAUGCUUUUCAGUAGUCUGCAUUCUGCCAUGUUUUGAUGCACCAUACGAAUAGCCAAUGAAAAGGGAAGUGUCCACUUCAUACUGAACCAAUCAUCUGCUGAUUAGCACCUAGUAGCAAACAACUGUGUAGUAGCACGCUGCAGCUACAUGCAACCAAAGCACCUUAGCAGCGCAACGUCUUAAGACAAAACGUCGAAGAGACACAAAGACCUCACAGAUGCAGUAGCUGAUUGUAUUGUAAAAGACAUGCUACCAGUAAGCACAGCUAAAUUUCUUUUUUUACAUUGCGAUAUAUAUCAUAAUCGACUGAUAUGGGAAAAAAUAUAUUGGGAUAGAUUUUUUCCCAUAUCGCCCAGCCCUACUAGUGGGAUAUAGAUGCAUCAAAAGCUGCUAGCUUAAAAUACCCAAACCUGCAGCAUUGUGGGUAAUGUUGCUAACAGCCUUUUAACAUGGUAGAAUAAAAUUCAUACUAAACAACAGACAAUGUCUUUGGUUAUGCUGCACUGAUGUUUGUUACAACAUGUAUACUGCAGAUCCUCUAGGUGCCGGUUGGAUCUGCAAGAGGCCUUAUGGGUGUUAGGUUGCGGCAGUCUCUAGAAACCCUGUCCCAUGAUGUCUUGCUUCAAAUAGCCACACAUUUGGGAGUUGCUUAGUCCCCUCUGCCAUUAGACUGAAGUAAUAGUGAACCACAUACAUUAGAGCAUUGGUAGUUGUCAUUGUUUAGUCAGGGGCAUUCACCAACCUUCCCAUUUGUGUCAUUUUUGUUUUUAUCAUUGUGUGCUUAUACUUACACCUGUAUUUUGUCACUCAUCACAAGUGAGCAUGACUUUGUCAAAAGGGCACACCUUUUCUUUGUCUCACAUCCCGUUCCUCAUCUCUCCCUGUUCUCAAUCUGUGGAGCAGUCAGGCAGACCCAGAGGGAGAGAAGAAAGAGGAGGCUGACCCAGCAAACCAGGCCGAGGUACAGCACUCUAAAAUAUUCCUUCUGUUUCCUAUCUUUAUAUCCUAACUCUGUUUCCUUUUAAUUAAUUUACUGUCCUCCUGAAUUGUGUGCCAGACAGCAGAAGAAAAGGAGGAAAAGGAUGAAGACGGGAUGUGGGAGGAAACAUUUAAAUCACACUCUGAUAGCAAACCCAAUGGUAAGUCUUACUCAUACAGUAUAUCAAGUUCUUAUUAAUUUGACUAUAAUUACAGCUCUGGGUUUAGAGGAGUUUUGCUUCAGUUGGAUUCCAAAUAUACACUACCGUUCAAAAGUUUGGGGUCACCCAAACAAUUUUGUGUUUUCCAUGAAAAGUCACACUUAUUCACCACCAUAUGUUGUGAAAUGAAUAGAAAAUAGAGUCAAGACAUUGACAAGGUUAGAAAUAAUGAUUUGGAUUUGAAAUAAAAAAUUUUUUACAUCAAACUUUGCUUUCGUCAAAGAAUCCUCCAUUUGCAGCAAUUACAGCAUUGCAGACCUUUGGCAUUCUAGCUGUUAAUUUGUUGAGGCAAUCUGGAGAAAUUGCACCCCACGCUUCCAGAAGCAGCUCCCACAAGUUGGAUUGGUUGGAUGGGCACUUCUUGCGUACCAUACGGUCAAGCUGCUCCCACAACAGCUCAAUGGGGUUCAGAUCUGGUGACUGCGCUGGCCACUCCAUUACCGAUAGAAUACCAGCUGCCUGCUUCAGCUCUAAAUAGUUCUUGCACAAUUUGGAGGUGUGUUUAGGGUCAUUGUCCUGUUGUAGGAUGAAAUUGGCUCCAAUCAAGCGCUGUCCACUGGGUAUGGCAUGGCGUUGCAAAAUGGAGUGAUAGCCUUCCUUAUUCAGAAUCCCUUUUACCCUGUACAAAUCUCCCACCUUACCAGCACCAAAGCAACCCCAGACCAUCACAUUACCUCCACCAUGCUUAACAGAUGGCGUCAGGCAUUCUUUCAGCAUCUUUUCAUUUGUUCUGCGUCUCACAAACGUUCUUCUUUGUGAUCCAAACACCUCAAACUUGGAUUCAUCCGUCCACAACACUUUUUUCCAGUCUUCAUCUGUCCAAUGUCUGUGUUCUUUUGCCCAUCUUAAUCUUUUUCUUUUAUUGGCCAGUCUCAGAUAUGGCUUUUUCUUUGCCACUCUGCCCUGAAGCCCAGAAUCCCGCAGCCGCCUCUUCACUGUAGAUGUUGACACUGGUGUUUUGCGGGUACUAUUUAAUGAAGAUGCCAGUUGGGGACCUGUGAGACGUCUGUUUCUCAAACUAGAGACUCUAAUGUACUUAUCUUCUUGCUCAGUUGUGCAACGCGGCCUCCCACUUUUUUUUCUACUCUGGUUAGAGCCUGUUUGUGCUGUCCUCUGAAGGGAGUAGUACACACCGUUGUAGGAAAUCUUCAAUUUCUUAGCAAUUUCUCGCAUGGAAUAGCCUUCAUUUCUAAGAACAAGAAUAGACUGUCGAGUUUCAGAUGAAUGUUUUUUUUUCUGGCCAUUUUGAGCAUUUAAUUGACCCCACAAAUGUGAUGCUCCAGAAACUCAAUCUGCUCAAAGGAAGGUCAGUUUAGUAGCUUCUGUAACGAGCUAAACUGUUUUCAGAUGUGUGAACAUGAUUGCACAAGGGUUUUCUAAUCAUCAAUUAGCCUUCUGAGCCAAUGAGCAAACACAUUGUACCAUUAGAACACUGGAGUGAUAGUUGCUUCAAAUGGGCCUCUAUACACCCAUGUAGAUAUUGCACCAAAAACCAGACAUUUGCAGCUAGAAUAGUCAUUUACCACAUUAGCAAUGUAUAGAGUGUAUUUCUUUAAAGUUAAGACUAGUUUAAAGUUAUCUUCAUUGAAAAGUACAGUGCUUUUCCUUCAAAAAUAAGGACAUUUCAAUGUGACCCCAAACUUUUGAACGGUAGUGUAGAUCUCACUUUCUAUUAUCAAUGCAGCUAAUGUUUGGUUAUUUCAGGAAUCAUCUGCUCUAUUCCUCAGUCUCAUUUCCUCAAACUAAUCGCUGGUGUUUGUCGCCUCACAGGUCCAUCUGCUAUUAGUUUAGACUUUUCAUGGCCAGGUGUGGAGCAUGUUUACGGCAUUCCCGAACACGCAGACACUCUCAGACUCAAAACAACCGAGUGAGUAUUGAUGAAAAGAUGAUUGAUAUUUCUUUACACUUUUCCUUAAACCUGUUAUGUUGGAUUAAUUUGAGCUUUUCUGUUUCAGCAAUGGAGAUCCUUAUCGACUUUACAACCUGGAUGUGUUCCAGUACGAGCUGGCUAACCCUAUGGCUCUUUAUGGCGCUGUCCCAGUCAUGUUGGCUCAUAAUGCACAGCGGACCACAGGGAUCUUCUGGUUAAAUGCUGCUGAAACCUGGGUGGAUAUCAGCUCCAACACAGCUGGAAAGGUAGAUCUCUCAUCAGUCUUUGUGUUGUUGGGCCCUGAUGUUAAUCGAACAGCUUCACAAACCCUCUUUUGUCGUUCUCCAGACUGUGUUUGGGAAAAUGCUGGAUUAUGUGCAGGGCUCCAGUGAGACCCCGCAGACUGAUGUGCGCUGGAUCUCUGAAAGUGGUAUCAUUGAUGUCUUUAUUAUGCUCGGACCGACACCCAAAGAUGUCUUCUCCCAGUAUGCCUCCUUAACAGGUAGGGAGAUAGAUGAUGGGUUCAUAUCUUUCUCUUAUUCCUUCAGAGUUCAGAGACUUUCUAGUUGUUGUUUUUGUUUUGAAGAAAAAUCUCUUUUGUCACCAUUCUUUACAAAGACCUUCGUAGCAUGGUUCAGUUAUCAGUUUUAAGUAACACAAGUUUCACCCAAUCACCACCCAGGCUAGAGUCAAGAUAAUGGUAUUAAGUCAUUCUCUUCGUGUUGCCCACAGGUACUCAGUCCUUUCCUCCCCUGGCUGCUCUCGGCUACCAUCAGUGCCGGUGGAACUACAAUGACCAGGAAGAUGUGCAGACAGUGGAUGCUGGCUUUGACGAGCAUGACAUCCCCUACGACUUUAUCUGGCUUGACAUUGAGCACACAGAUGGCAAGCGCUACUUUACCUGGGAUCCACACAAGUUUGCAACACCAAAGGAGAUGCUGCAGGGUCUCGUGGACAAGAAACGCAAGGUAAAGAUGAGGAGUUACGCAAGGAACCGCCAUCUUUAUGGGCUUUUCCACUGUUGAAUUUUUCACUGUUUAUUUUACCACCUUUCACCUCCCUUUACCUGUUUUCUCGGCGAGUUAGUUAUGUGUUUUGUACAAUUGUCUUUUACUCUCAUAGAUGGUGGCUAUUGUGGACCCUCACAUUAAAGUAGACAGCAACUACAAGAUCCACAAUGAAAUCCGCUCCCGGGGUUACUAUAUCAAGAACAAAGAUGGUGGAGACUAUGAGGGCUGGUGCUGGCCUGGUAAGAAACUAAACACAUGGACACAGACUUGAUGGACUUUUUUUUUACGUUGUUCUUGAGUAAGACUUUUCAAAUCUCCAAUUCCUCUUUCUCCUUAAACUUGGUGACGUCUUUUAGGUAGUGCCGGCUAUCCAGACUUCACCCGCGCAGACAUGAGAGCCUGGUGGGCGAGCCAGUUUGCUUAUGAUCAGUAUGAGGUGAGUGGUGGUUGCUUCUUAGUGAAAGAAUACAAAAAAAAUCAUUCCUGUUUUUGCUGCGUACCAGCUUGCUAAAUGAUAACUAUCAGUUGAUUUGAGGGGAGAUGCACAAGGUCGUAUUUGUAACUUUUAGUGUCAUCACACAUUUCCACUUUCUCUGAAGACUAUGACCCUUUAAAGGAGCUCUGUUUCUCAAAAAGGGACAUUAUCCAUUUCCAAAAAGUCCCUGCUGGCCCUGGAGUGAAGGGUAGUUCCUUUUUUAAAGUGCAAAAACAGAAGUUGCUUUUUCACACAUUUUCUUGCUUAUUAGGCAAAUCUCAAAGGCUCUGUUGACCAUUUCGUUAGGACUAAAUGGUCUUUUUUUCAUGUGAACAGAGGUGGAAAUAACUCUGAUUGAAAUGUAUGGCCUCUGGGUGUAUGAAUUGUGCAUAUUAAUUCAGUAUAGAGCUUAUUUUAUAUGGCUAGUGUGGACUUGAGACUCAUAUUCUGUAUCUGUUCACCAUCCAGGGCUCCAUGGAGAACCUUUAUACUUGGAAUGACAUGAAUGAGCCCUCUGUCUUCAACGGGCCAGAGGUCACCAUGCACAAGGAUGCAGUGCAUGGAGCCUGGGAGCACAGAGACGUGCACAACCUUUAUGGUUUCUAUGUGGUGGGUGUGCACAAUCUGUCAGUGGCGUUGAGUGUGUUUGUUUAACUUUCAAGGCCUCAAAUGUCUCUCAGUUAUUAAAUAGAAAGUAUAUAUUUGCACAAAAUCAGAUGAGGUGUAAAGAUAUUCCCAUUCCUCCAACUGUUGUCCUGUGUGCAACUUGCAGCAAAUGGCCACAGCUGAGGGUCUCAUCCAGAGGUCUGGUGGCGUUGAGCGUCCAUUUGUGCUGACCAGAGCCUUCUUUGCUGGGUCCCAGCGCUACGGUGAGUCGACUACAGAUUUAAUUUUCACUUGACUUGCAGCUCCAGCAUACUUAGUUGUUUCUAUAUAACUGUGUUGAUUCCUUGAAACCCUCUACAGCUGCAGUAUAUGCAUUUAUUAUACCCAGUGUAAUUAAUGAGUGUGUUGGUGUCUUAGGUGCUGUCUGGACUGGAGAUAAUGCUGCUGAGUGGGACCAUCUGAAGAUCUCCAUCCCCAUGUGUCUGAGCCUGAGUCUGGUGGGAAUUUCUUUCUGUGGUGGUGAGUGUUCACAAGCUUCAGUCUGCUGAUCCACAGAGAAGUUGUCUCACAGGUCAGCUAGAGUAACAAACCUAAUUUCAAAGUGGCUCUUUUUUGGUUGAAAGUGCUUCUAUUUUCAAAGAUUUUAUCACACCAUGACCGUCCAUUGGAGGUUUAACUCAUAAUGCUAUGAAGGAGUAAAGAUAAAGCUGUACUCUCUGUAGCAAUAUGUCUUAUCAGCUACAAAAGUGAACCAUAUUUAUGAGGUCAGGAGCUCUCUAUAUAUUUGACUGUCAAUCAUUUAACAGAUCUUCUUUCUCAAAGUUUUUUCUGCCCUUUUUAGACCCUUUUUUUUUACCUUUUAAUGAUGCAUCAUAAACCCUGUCAGGACUCUCAUUAACAUCUGAAAUUGAGUGAAAAAUCUGUUUCCUUGAAAUAAAUUGACUUGGAGACUUCCUGGAGGAUUUGUGCUUGUUGUCAUGGAAACAUUCUGAUUAACGCAUGAAGUGUUACCAUGGUGAGCACACAGGUUGCCAGGGCAAUUUUGGUGUGGUUAUGUGUAUCAGUGUGAGGCUCCUCUCCCUGAUCAGAUUUACAUUAUUUCCCCACAAUCUCUGAAAAACAGAAACUCUAUGGAGAUGUCAUGAAGAGCUGCUUUUUUUUCCCACCAUGACAUAAUGUUUAUAACAGACCAUCCAGACCUGACACUAACUCUGAUCUCAUCCGUCUCUUAGCUGACGUUGGAGGUUUCUUCAAGUCUCCCAGCACCGAGCUGUUGGUGCGUUGGUACCAGACGGGAGCUUACCAGCCAUUCUUCAGGGCUCAUGCUCAUCUGGACACACCUCGCCGCGAGCCCUGGCUGUUUGGCCCAGAGAAUACUGCACUAAUCCGCGAGGCUGUGCGUCAGCGUUACACCCUUAUGCCCUACUGGUACCAGCAGUUCUACAACACACACCACACUGGGGAGCCUGUUAUGAGGUGAGGAUGGACAGAGUUUGUCUCUGACGUGAAUUCAGUUCAAUCCAUUAAACACAGGCCUGAAUGUCUCCCUGUUCUGAACUAAAGACAUGAUAAACAUUUAAAAUGGGACUAGAGUACAUAGAGUGACAUACAGGGAAGAGGAUGCAGGCUGGAGUUAAGUCCUGGCUGUCUGCUUAAGGCAUAACCUUCAUGUACUGGGUGCCUGCUUAGACCACUAGGACAACAUGGCCCCAGACUUUUAAUACUAAUCUAUUAUUUUUAAAUAAGAGGUAAUGGCUGAGUCAUUGUCAUAGGAAAAAUAUACACAUGAUGAUCUAACAAGUUUGUGCUUGUUUCAAGAUAAACAGUGUCUUAAUAUGACAUAAUUCCACUUUGCUGCUGUAUACUGUGUUACAGAGAUUCACAUUAUUUCUGAGUAGAAACGUCUGUAAUGUCCAAGUGCACAAAUACUCUCACUGUGGUCUACUUGAAUUCACUGCAGGUUUGUAUGAUGUUUUGAUGCACAUGCACCUUAUUAUUUUGCUUACAUGUUCUUAUUCAUCGCAGACCACUCUGGGUGGAGUAUCCUCAGGAUUCGGCUACUUUUGCUCUUGAAGAUGAGUUCUUGAUCGGUGAGUCUGAAACUUAAAUGUUGAACUUUUCCUUGUGUGAACAGAUUCAUUGAGAUCUGUUUCUGAAUAAUGUUGGUCAUUUCCUUCAAGGAAGGUCAAAGUUGGUGCUUUCUUCUUCUUCAAUGAAAUACAGCUCCCUCAUCUAAAUACGAGCACUUCCAUUAUUAAACUUUCCCAUGGUUGUUACGUCAAUAUGAAAUAUGUUUCUCACAGUGUUGGAUGGUAUAAAAACUUAAAAUCAAACGUUACAACAUGACAGACUUGACAAAAAAAAAAAGUCUGAUUUACUGAGAUUGUGCAACUUUUCUGCAGGGAGAGACUUGUUGGUACAUCCAGUUACUGAGGAGGGAGCGAGGGGAGUCACUGCAUACCUGCCUGGCAAAGAUGAGGUAAGAGGACGCUGCACAGAGCCUUGAACACACCUUAUAAAUUCAGUCGAAAAAGGGGCUUUAACUGGACAUUAGGACAUGUAUACAGAGUUAGGUGUCCUCUGACCUAAAGAGAUCUCUGAACCUUUUGUGUGUUCCUCAGGUUUGGUUUGAUGUCCACACCUUCCAGAAGCACAAUGGGGCCCAGAACCUUUACAUCCCCGUCACCAUGAGCUCCGUAAGAUACACAUGCUAAUUCAGCCCUAAGCAGUUUUUAUAUGUCUUUUUCUCUCACUGGAUCUAAUACGGAGCUUCUUGGAUUCUGUACAGAUCCCGGUGUUCCAGCGAGGUGGUUCCAUUAUUCCCAGGAAGCUCCGAGUUCGCCGGUCCUCCACCUGCAUGGAACAUGAUCCCUACACCUUACAUGUGGCUCUUAACCCGCAGGUAACUUCAGUGUUAAAAAUCUCUGAUGACAGCUGCUAGACAGUCAUGUCAUCCACUGCAAAGCAGACAGGCUUGUAUUUGUCCUCGAUGCAAAUCCUAGUACUAAUUGCUUUGACCUUUUGUCUGGCAGAGAACUGCAGUGGGCGAGCUCUACAUCGAUGAUGGCCACACCUUCAACUAUGAGAAGAAGGAGUUCAUCCACAGAAGGCUUUCUUUUGCCAACAACAUCCUCUCUUCUGUGUGAGUGAUGAAUUUCAUGUGUAUUUAAAUGCAGAGGACCUGCUUGUUUAGGCUAAAUAUCUGCCUCCAGGUAUAUUUCUUGUCAGAGAGAUAUAAUCAUAAAGAGAUCACAAAGCACCAUCAUGUAUUAAUCCAUGUUUUACUCGGUUCACAGUAACCUGGCUCCAGAUGCUCAGUUUUCCACCCGCUCCUGGAUUGAACGGAUCGUCAUACUGGGAGCCAGCAAGCCCAGCAAAGUCACCUUGAAUACUGCUGGUGAGUCAUUGAACAGCAAUUCUUUCACACGUUCAUUGUGACAGACUGAUUUUUAAAAAAAGAAAAAAAGGUAGAGUCUGAAUGUUAAAAUGGCCUCUAGCUAGUUCACACUAGGCAGCUCAGCAGGUUUUGUACCAUUUUGUUUCAAGACAUUAUGAUCAAUAAGAGUGGCCCUUUAGCUGAAUGCAGGCAAACAUGAUUGUAAAGUUGCCUGUUCGUUUGUACAUCUGCUGCCAAAAACCAAACUUCCUAAAAGUCUAGAAACUCACAGUAAAGCUUUUCAAAUCUUUUCACUGGUUUCCUGCUUUAAUACUUAAGUUACAAUACAAAUUUGGCACCAGAGAAAAUCUUGGUGCAGCUUGGAAACAGCAGACUUUGUAGAGAAUCAGGGGGAUAAACAACAGUAAUGUGAAACAGGUUUUGUUUUUCUCAAUCUCUGACACUGUCUCUCUUUCUGUUUUGCAGAUGGCAAGGAGAGCCAGGUGGAGUUUGAGUUUGACGCCUCCAUGUCUGUGUUGACCCUUCGGAAGCCCGGUAUGAACGCAGGAGAGGACUGGAGAGUGACCCUUCAGUAACGAUGGAGACAGAGGAUGAGAAGGAGGAGGAGAAAAUGACUGAACUGGGCUGAACGGGAGAGAAUGGAGAUGUGGCGCCGAAACUGACAACUAACUAAAAGCAAGACAGCAGAAUAGCGAACAUGGAAAAUAAAGAACAUGAGCACACAAACACACAGACACACACACACAAACACACACACACUGGUAGAGUUUCAAACCAUUCACAAACCAUGUAGACCCAUAGUAGAACUGAGCCAUGUAAUGCCUCUGCCAUUUCCCUUUUGUGUUCAGUCACACUGUGAUACUUCAGAGGAAAGGUUACUGCUAGAAAAUAUGUUUGUCCCAUUUUAAAAGACAACUAAGCAACUCAAAUCAUGUCAUAGUAAUGAAUCUUUGGGCUUUUGAAAGAAAACAUUAGGGCACUUGUUUUUGUUCCUUUUUUUUUUUGUUAAUUGUUUACUUUGUCGUCUGCUGCAAAGACACUGUCCGAGGCUUGUUGCUGCUUAAAAUGAAGGUUCACAUUCAAAGCACCUGCUCCACCUGCUGGUGAUUCCCCGUGCCUGAUUCUGACUCGUCCAUCUUCAAAAAUAUUCAUUCCAUUACCUUUCAAAGCCAAGCACUUCAAUCAUGUUGACCUCAUCCCUCUUUUUCUCAUGCCACAUUUCACAUAUUUAAAGGUGGGGGGGUUGCCAACAAUCAGCUGUGUGGCUCUAAAAAGCGAUUACUUGAAUCACCCUGAAGCCAGAAAUGAUCAUUCAUUCUCAUGCCAUUCCUUUCCACUUUAUUCUUCUUUAGCUUUUCUUUGAAUUUCUAAAUAAAUUGUGAGCAAGGAGAGGAGUCAUCAUUGCUUCACUGUGGAAGUGAUGAAGGUGUUGAACUGCUUCACAGAGGGAGGAUUUUCGGCUGUUUGAACUAAGUUGGCAGUGGGAAUCACAUCAGGGGGCGAACCACUGAUGUUUGUGGAUCAUCCUGUUGACGUGUGUUCUUUGUUUUAUCGAGUUCUUUUCCCAACAUAGUUUACUAGGUUAUUUUUAAUGCACUUGAGGAAGAUAGAGGAUUUAAAAGUUGUUUAGAUUUUCAUGUGUUAGUAGAUGUAUAAACAGAGCAGGAUUUCCAGUUUUUCAUUUGAUCUUACAGAGGAGGCUACAUCUACCCCUUGAGAAGUGCUUCAUGAUUAAACAUAAUUUCAGGUUUUAAAUGAAUGCCCACUGAACAACCACAAAUGUUGAAAUGAUUCUCCGGAGACUCUGCAUUGUGUCCUGUCCAGUCAAAUAAUCGGACCUUUUAGGGGUUCUGUUUUUCUAUGAGUUUGUCUCCUUGAUUGUUUUUAUGAUCAUUAAUGUACAUGUUGCUGCAGUUUUGUUGAUGAUGGCUUAAUGGAGGAAACGGAAGUGAAGGAACAAACUUGGGUGGUGAAUCAUAGUUGUCAGAUGUACUCAAAAAGAUGAGACCAAGUGAAAAUAAAGUUGACCAAAUUAAAA